This is a messenger RNA of Python bivittatus (Burmese python), 787 nucleotides long. Its product is annotated as histone H1.10-like. Gene Ontology annotation, cellular component: nucleosome. Lineage: Eukaryota; Metazoa; Chordata; Lepidosauria; Squamata; Pythonidae. The record is from RefSeq and is a predicted model, not a curated record. Gene Ontology annotation, molecular function: DNA binding; structural constituent of chromatin. Gene Ontology annotation, biological process: nucleosome assembly.
CGAGCGACUCCACGCGAGCGAUCCGCUGCCCCGAGAGCGCCCGCCGGCCGACGCGAGAAAGGAAGGAACGAAGGGAGGGAGAGAGAGACCAUGUCCGAGACGGCGCCCGAAGCCCCCGCGGCCGCUGCGCCGGCAGCCAAGGCGCCGGCCAAGAAGGCCAAGAAGCCCGCGGGCGCCGCCAAGCCGCGCAAGGCGUCCGGGCCCAGCGUCACCGAGCUGCUGACCAAGGCGGUGGCCGCCUCGAAGGAGCGCAACGGCGUGUCCCUGGCCGCGCUGAAGAAGGCGCUGGCGGCGGCCGGCUACGACGUGGAGAAGAACAACAGCCGCAUCAAGCUGGGGCUGAAGAGCCUGGUGGGCAAGGGCACGCUGGUGCAGACCAAAGGCACGGGCGCCUCGGGCUCCUUCAAGCUCAACAAGAAGCAGCAGGAAGGCAAGGACAAGGUGGUCAAGAAGAAGCCGGCCGUCAAGAGCAAGAAGCCCGCCGCCAAGAAGCCGGCCAGCGCCGCCAAGAAGCCCAAGAAGCCCGCCGCCACGAAGAGCCCCAAGAAGGCUGUCAAGAAGCCGGCCGCGGGCGCCAAGAAGGCGGCGAAGAGCCCCAAGAAGGCCAAGCCGGCCAAGCCCACGAAGGCGGCUAAGAGCCCCGCCAAGGCCAAAACGAAGGCGGCCAAGCCCAAGACGCCCAAGGCGAAGGUGGCCAAGCCCAAGAAGACGGCGGCUAAGAAGAAGUGAAGCAGCUUCUGUGACUUUUAAUCCCAAAGGCUCUUUUAAGAGCCACCCACUCUUUCAG